Messenger RNA from Exaiptasia diaphana, 3126 nucleotides. Its product is annotated as DBH-like monooxygenase protein 1. The coding region runs from base 39 to 1895 and encodes 618 amino acids. Gene Ontology annotation, molecular function: dopamine beta-monooxygenase activity; copper ion binding. Gene Ontology annotation, biological process: octopamine biosynthetic process; dopamine catabolic process; norepinephrine biosynthetic process. The record is from RefSeq and is a predicted model, not a curated record. Lineage: Eukaryota; Metazoa; Cnidaria; Anthozoa; Actiniaria; Aiptasiidae. Gene Ontology annotation, cellular component: secretory granule membrane. The transcript has 14 exons.
AUUUGAUUAGAGACGGAAAACUACGAGACACCAGGAAAAUGUCUUCUAUUCUAAAACUCUUGAUUUCAGUGUUGCUCGCCGCUUCUUUCGCCUCUGCAAGUCUCAAUACCGAGUACAGUAACUCAGCAUUCCUCGAUGAAGCUAAAACUUACAAACUUUAUUGGAAAAUUGACGAUGAUAAGAAAAUAAUAUCCUUUGCUGUCGAAGUCGAAACACUUGGAUGGGUUGGCUUUGGGAUAUCGCCUGGAAAUGGGAAUAUGGCUGGAUCUGAUGUUGUGAUUGGCUGGGUUAAAGGCAAUAAGGGUUAUUUGAAGGAUAGAUAUGCUGAGUCGAGAACGCUUCCCGUCAUCGAUGAAAAACAAGACUACAACCUUACAGAAGCUUACGAAGAAAACAAAAAAACAGUGCUGAAGUUUUCACGUAAAUAUGACACAUGUGACAAACAGGACAUUAAGAUCGAGCAAGGAACAGUUCGAGUUAUCUACUCUUACCAUCCCCAAGAUCCUGUAUCAGAGGAGACCAUCCCGAUGCAUACCGUCCGAGGCACAAGGUCUUUGUUCCUAAGAAGCAUUCUCACUAAAAAGCCAGCCUUGCCCAACGAUUUAAAGGAAUUUGACUUACGAGUUGACAUUAAUGUUUCCAGCAAAGAAACCUUGUAUUACUGCAAACCAUUUCAAAUACCAGACUUCAACGAUACCAAGAAACACGUCGUCAAGAUCUCUCCUAUAAUCACCCCUGGUAACGAAGGUAUGGUUCACCACAUUUUGGUAUAUGGAUGCAAAGAUGAUUUUCCCGUUUCUAAUCUCAGCGGCGAGGGAGAAUGCUAUACUUCUGACAUGCCUGAUCACGUAAACUAUUGUGCUGGACAGGCAGUAGUUGCAGCAUGGGCUAUCGGGGGCGAUGAUUUCUACUUUCCUAGCCAUGUUGGAUUACCGCUUGGAGACGAACUUGCAGUGAAGUUUGUUGUGAUGGAAAUUCACUACGACAAUCCGGACAAACUAACAAACCGCACCGACCAGUCUGGUCUUCGUUUCCACUAUACUUCCUCUCUACGCAAAUACGAUGCCKCUAUGCUAUGGGUUGGUUGGGCUGUUACUGAUAGGAUGUGGAUCCCACCGUAUGAAAAGAAGUGGAAUUCUAUCGGCUACUGUCCUUCAAGCUGCACAAAACUAGGAUUGGCAAACAGCAGUUUACCAGAGGGAGGCAUCAAAGUGUUUGCAGCGAUUCUUCACUCUCACCUUCUUGGUAGAGCAAUUUCGACCAAGCACAUCCGCAAUGGAAAAGAGCUGCCAGAAAUCGCUAGGGACGACCACUAUGACUUUAACUUUCAGGACUUUCAAAUUCUCGAAAAGGAAAGACACAUCUUACCGGGCGAUGAAAUGAUCACAAACUGUCAGUAUGAUUCCUCAAAGAGGACCAAGCUUACAAUGGGAGGACUAUCCACAAAAGAAGAGAUGUGCUUGAGCUACAUGUAUUAUUACCCAAGAAAUGAUUUCACGACGUGCGUAUCGAGCAACUACAGAGGAAGUCGCCAGUUCAAGAGUGAUUACGAAAAAAGGACGAACACAACUGUGAAAGAAUGGAAGAAAAUGGAAUGGAAAAAAGAAUGGAAUAAGGACCUUAAGGAAGACUACGAGAAUCAAACCUCUAUUUGGGUAGCCUGUAUAAGGACCAAAGGAAUUGGGAUUAAACUGAAAAACAAUGGGAAWAUUCCAAUUCCGUCUAUUAAAGAACCACUGCCAAAGCCCCAAGACUGUAGUGUUGGUCCCACUGCACCUGGUACAAAACCUGGAGGUGCUAAAACCACGGAACCUGGCGCGGAAUCUUCGAGUGCCAAACUCGGCGUCACCGUUUUCCUGUUGCUUACAGCAGUAUUUCUGAUUCACAUUGUUUAAUAGCCGACUUUAGAUAUUUUGCACAAAAGAAUUGUAGACGAGGCUCCGGGGAAAUAAAAGAAUAAAUCAAGAUUAUCCAUUGUUUUCCCGGAGCCUCGUGUGCGUUCUUUUGUACAUAGUUAUCGAACUAAAAUAUCUAAAGUUGACUAUUAAAGUAAUACGUCUUAUUUACAUAGACGCCAUAAUGGUUUUUAUAUUGUAAUGCAAAUUAGAUACGGGGUCCUCCAGGGGCAAACAAAAUCAAAUUUCUAAAAAUAAAUGAGUCCUCUGCGUUUACUAGCGAUAUUUUUAAUACCGAGCUUUCGGCCUAAGCGGCCAUUAUCAAAUUUGGAUAUUUCAACAGGUUUCUCAUAAAAUGUUAUAGUUUUCUUUAAUUGUACACGCGAAUACUUGUCAAAUGAAUACAUUUUUUUUUAUUUUAACUAGUGUAGGAAGUUCAUCUGAAAAUUAUCUUUUAUUUUUGUAUUUAAUGCUAGAAAUUUAAAAACGUCUAUCCAGGACUGCCAAGUUUACAGACAUAUAAUUUUUUUUCUUUUUUUCUGCAAGAUUGAAUGGCAUAUACAUUGUAUAAGGGCGUAUUCAGUCCGUUUGAGGCGAAGGGGUGCUGUAGACCCCUCUCUGAGCAGAAAAAAUAUAAUUGCUUUUUUAUUAUUUUCAAUGUUUUUUAUAACAAUUAAAGACCAUUCAUUCCCUCCCCCUUAAAGCCAUCUAGUUCCCCCUAAAAACCAUUAGCUCCCCCCUUAAAAUUUCAGCUGGAUCCUCCGUGGAUAUAGAGCUUGUCCAUUGCUCAAAAUUUGCAUUUUUUUAUAGUGUUAGCCCCAUAGACCUUUWCUGAAAUGUAAAAUCAUGGUGAAUUGUGGUCUAGCUUCGGCAUAAACAUCGCCAUAUUUGGCAGGAUGAGCAAAAGAUGUUUCUACCGAAUUUAGACCACAAUUCAAAGCAAAAAUUUUUAUCUGCCUAUGGAAGCCCGCUUAGCUAAUUUGCAUGACGUAGURCGMAAAGCAUCACGGUAGCUAUCGUCAUUAAUGUCUAUUUACAUAUGACUUUCACUGUUUAUUAUUCUAGGCAUAGUUGAAGGUCAACUAUAUGGCUUGCUUAUUAGUUUAGUUUAAAAACGAUUUUAUACCGUGGGAGACUGGGUACAAUUCCCUUGUACCUAGUCUCCCACGGUAUGAAAUCAGGCAAUGGUUGAUUGGGUACAAUUCCCUUGUACCUAGUCUCCCACGGUAUG